Messenger RNA from Ornithodoros turicata, 4311 nucleotides. It is a transcript of the gene Rich, whose product is annotated as guanine nucleotide exchange factor subunit RIC1-like. NCBI's taxonomy places the organism in Eukaryota, Metazoa, Arthropoda, Arachnida, Ixodida, Argasidae. The transcript has 25 exons. Gene Ontology annotation, cellular component: Ric1-Rgp1 guanyl-nucleotide exchange factor complex; cytosol; Golgi membrane. The coding region runs from base 146 to 3823 and encodes 1225 amino acids. The record is from RefSeq and is a predicted model, not a curated record. Gene Ontology annotation, biological process: retrograde transport, endosome to Golgi; intracellular protein transport.
AAUACGCAAAAACAACAAGAAAAAGUAGCAAAGAAGUGAAUAUCAUGUGUCCCAAUGUAGGAAAUGAAUCCAGAGCAUUACAAAGUGAUGUUGCUGACUUUCCGAGAUGUUUGUGACCCAAUAUUACCACUAACGUAGUGGAAACAUGUAUUUUCCGAUCCGUUGGCCCAAGUUCCUCAAUAUCAGCAAGGAGGAGAGAGCCACGUUAGUAUGUGUCAAUUCGGAUUACAACAGGAUCUUGUUCGCAGUGCUGACAGAAGACAGCAUAGGGAUAUGGCUAGAAAAACUAUGUAUCCAAAUCGUCUGCCAUCACAGAGACCAAGAAUCUAUCGCAAAACACGGAAAAAAUUGGAAACUUGUAUGGAAAAGGGAUUCGACUAUGGUAGCAGUUUUGACGUCAAAAAGUCACUUAUUACUAUAUCACCUCGAGACCGAGGAGUCUGGUUCUCCGCUGUUUGAACAAGUUGACAGUAGUGUGUCAACGUUGAAACGAGAAAGUUCGGAACUUUUCGUUCGGGACGCGGUGUUGCCCCUGCACAUGAAGUUUGCGUCUCACAUCUGCGUUUCUGGAGAAGUGGCAAAUGUGUUAAGUCUGGGUGAUGAACUCUUGGUUGCUUGCACCAGUGGACAUAUUCUUCGCAUUGGAUGGGACGCCUCGGUGCACCAAGAUUUCGCGCUGGACCUGCGGGACGUUCCGUUCACAUGUGGCGGGUCUUGCAGACAAAGUUGUCACGGGGACGCCUUCGAGAUCCGCGACAUCCAGUACCUUCCGCUGCUCGGCGGACUCUCCGUGGUCUUCACCUGCGGCAGGGCCGCAGUUCUUAUGACGUCCAGUCAGGGCUUUGAACCGAAGGACGUGAAUGGCAUCUGGAUACCAGACGUGACUGACGCCACGGUAACGGCCGUCAAUCACCGAUAUCGUCUCGUCGCCUAUGGCCUCAGGAGUGGUGAAGGUGUGGUGUUCUACUUGGACGACGCCAGCGGCCAGUUCAUAACGUCCCACCGUCUUGCGCUGUCCGCGAAGGAUUUUCCCGACGCCGGCAGCGUAGGUGGCGCCGUCGCUCUGAUGCAGUGGACCCCGGAUAGCACAGCCGUAGCCGUAUCCUGGGAAAAGGGAGGCUUCGCGCUGUGGAGCGUCUUUGGCUCUCUGCUUGUGUGCUCGCUCAACUGGAACGCGUCCGUGUCCUGCAAAAACCUCUUUGCUGUCCAUUCAAUGGAAUGGGGUGCCGAAGGUUAUCACUUGUGGAUGGUAACCUCACCGAGCAGUAAACCGGAGGAGCGUGAUAUUAUUUUGAUGAAUUUCGUGAAGAGUGCAUCGACGGUGAAUCCUGGACCUCAAUCAGGCAGGCAGCACGUCCUUCUGCAAGGAUCCGACUGCGUGCUCAUCAGUUCCGAGUCGGACCUCGCGGACUCUGGUCCGGGGCUUUCGUGGUCUCAGGACAGGGCGGGAUCUCGUGGCAACAAACACUGGACCGUUGAAAGGGUGCCCCACACAUACCUCAGUAUCAACUGGCCGAUUCGGUAUUCUGCAAUUGACGCCGGCUGCAACCACAUAGCCGUCGCGGGUCGGGGUGGCCUUGCCCAUUUCUCUUUGGCACACAACAAGUGGAAAGUGUUUGGCAACGAGACGCAGGAGCAAGACUUUGUUGUGACCGGCGGCCUGCUCUGGUGGGACAGCUUCAUCGUGCUCGGAUGCGUGAACGUAAAAGAUGGCAGGGACGAGAUUCGGGUUUAUCCACGGAACACCAAGCUGGACAACUCAUUCUCGAGAAUUUGUAAGGUUAAUGACCAAGUGCUGCAGAUGUCCCUUUCCGAAGACAGGCUGUUGGUGUUCCUGGCGGAUUAUCAUCUUGUGCUUUAUCAGCUUCAUCUUGGAGGACUCGAUCGUCUGCAAGACAUGGACCUGACGAACAUCGUCCCGCAUCCCCUGUGUGUCGUGUCGGCAACCCUGGCCCACGUUGGAGGAGCCAAGCACGGCAUUCUGCUGAACGUGUGCGGGCGGCUGGUGUUGCUGCAACAGGACCAGGCGCCCGUCGUGGGAGGUGCCCCGGCCGGUUCGGGGGCGCCCCCUCCUCCUCCUCCCCCUCCCCCGAGAGUGGGGCCCAGGUGGAGCACCCCCACAGUGCUGGCAUCGUGCGUGGAAAAGGUCUGGGUGGCGGGAAGAAGUCCGGAUCCGAGGAUGCCUCAUUUGACGCAAGCCUUGUGGAUCGCGUGCGGCGUCAAUGGCAUGCAGGUAUGGCUGCCACUGUUCCCACCUCCGAGUGGUGCCAACGGCGCUCCGACAGCAGGAAGUAACGUCCCGGGGGCGACGGGGUUCCUCCCUCGGCACAACUUCAUGGCAAAGAGGAUCAUGCUUCCGAUCACGGUUCACAUUUACCCGUUAGCUGUGCUAUUUGAGGAAGCCGUGGUAUUGGGGGCGGAAAGCGACACUGCUCUGUGUGGCAGCAACGACCUGUUUCCCUUAUGCGUCGUUUCAAAAUCGAGCCAGGUGUACCUGCACCCGAUACUCCGUCAGCUGCUGUGCCGAAACUUGGGCUACCACGCCUGGGAGAUCGCCCGCAGCUGUUCCGCUCUUCCGUACUUCCAUCAUUCCUUGGAACUCCUCCUUCACGAAGUGCUAGAAGAGGAAGCCAUGUCGUCCGAACCCAUUCCAGAUGCCCUGUUGCCACGGGUCAUCGACUUCAUCCGGGAGUUCCCGGUCUUCCUCCAGACCGUGGUCCAGUGUGCUCGGAAGACGGAGCUGGCGCUCUGGCCUCACCUCUUUGCGGCCGUGGGAAAUCCCAAGGACUUGUUCCAGGAGUGUCUGCUUCAAGGACAGCUCGAUACGGCGGCUUCCUACCUUCUGGUUCUUCAAAAUCUCGAGGUGGCGCUAGUGAGCAGACAGCAUGCGACGUUGCUUCUCGGUGCUGCGCUCGAUGCGGGUUGCUGGGCCCUGGCCAAGGACCUGGUGCGGUUUUUGAGGGCCAUCGACCCCGCGGACGCUGAGUCGCCACCCCGUGCUGCCCUGGGGCCGCCACCUCCACCUCUUCCACACACUGACGACGAAACGAUCAACCAAGUUUUCAUCGACGUCAUCCUGUCGAGGCACGCAAGGAAACUCUUGGCAGCCGGUCACCUGCGCAAGCUCGGUUCUUUCGCUGCUCACUUGGACUUCCCGCUCGAUGAAUUUCUUCAGAAAGAGAGGACGCGAGCUGGCCGUGUGGACGACUAUGUCGUGGCCUUGAAGGCUGUUCAUCAGGACUUUGAGUGGCCGCUUCCCGUCAGUAUGCCAAACGUGAAUGGAGAAAACCACACAACAGCGCCGACACCACCCGAAGAACACGUUCCGCCACAGCAUCGGAACGGCGGCGGAGCAGACCAGUCGCCGGAGAGAGGGAACAACUCGGCGGGACGCGGGUUCCCUCGGGAAUCUCCCGCGGAGUCCGAGAGUGCCUCCGAAGACAGCUGGUGGCCAGAAGAAGAAGAGGCGCCCGCAACUCCGAUACCGGACUGGCGAGGCUCGCCGCAGGCGGAGGCGCAGGCGAGGCACAUGCUGCAGGUGCUGGGACAGGCUCGCUGCUGCGAUUGGGCGCUCGUGCUAGCGGUGAUGCUGCGGGAUUCGCUCGUGGCGCCACUCGUGGCACCGGACGGAACACUGGCCGCACUCGAGGAGUGGGCACUCAAGGAAUGCCCAGGAUACGUGGGCUUCCUGCAGAUGGUUCUCGGACACACCCCGGAAGAGCCGUCGUUGCCAACAUCAGGGGAGCUCGUUCCGGCUCCCCGGCUCCCACGCACUGCCCCUCCGCAAGAAGGAACCGCGGAAGAAGGCUGCCGCGUGGCGUAGGCGAAACCGUCCCCAAUUGUGCCGUCCGUCGCCGCUUAGCGGAGAAACAGAAACAGACUGCAGCCAGUACCAGUACUAACCGUCCCCAUUGUACAUUGUCCACAAGCCGAAGGCAAGGCAGCUAGGUGCGAUCGAUUUUACGUUUCUUCCACGACGUUGAAGAUGUUUCUCCGUGAACUGUACAGAUGUCUCUCGUCCCGUCCCGUUACGUUACGUUACGUUACGUUACGCUAGUUAAACUUCAUGUUGAAGCAAGUUGACUGGAGCCUGUUGUACAAACACACAUGUUGCGAUAGAUCUUAUUUUGUGAAACAAACAAGUGCACGAUGACAAAGAUAAAGUUUUAAAAAUUUUUUAUUUAUAAUCCCUGGCCUGGACGGUGGGGCAGUGUACAAGUUGCUAAAACGACCCGUUGUAUAUAAGAAAAUAAUUUUACCGUAACUGCAUUUAACUCGGGGGAAAUAAAACGACAUCAAGAGCGUCGCAUA